AUGCACUGCAGGGCUGGUCUAGGCGGCUCUGGGAGGGUCUGGGCGGGUCUAGGCGGCGCUAGGCGGGUCUGGGCGGCGCUAGGCGGGUCUAGGCGGCGCAAGGCGGCGCUAGGCAGAUCUGGGUGCCAGGGUGGGUCUGGUUCUUUAGGCUUUAGGGUCUGCGUGCCAGGGUGGGUUUGA
This is a messenger RNA of Prunus armeniaca (apricot), 180 nucleotides long. The record is from the annotation of a GenBank genome assembly. NCBI's taxonomy places the organism in Eukaryota, Viridiplantae, Streptophyta, Magnoliopsida, Rosales, Rosaceae.